CUUGGCGCUUGGGCAGUCAUCAAAACGGCAAGCCUGAUGCUAUUGAAACACGGUCUUGAGGCGUUGCGCUCGGCUGCGAAUGUUGGUCUCACAACCAACAUACUAAUCGUUCAUCCCGACAGACGCCGAUGUCUAUACUGGCCAUUGCACGACCCCCUCCAAUGUUCGAAGCUCAGGUCCCGGUGUCAGAGACGCUAUAAGACGUACUUGAGACAGCGAGUUGAGGUGUGGAGAUGUGGGGCGUCGUUUUCCCGCGCAUGUCCUACCUUUUGUUUGCACUUGAGGCUGCUGCCGAACUCGCAGGUUGCAGCCGUUGCAGGUUCGUACUUGUGCGGGACGUUGCCCCUAACAGCACCCCGGGUGUGGGGUAUGUCAAUGUUUGUGGGGAACUGGAUUGGCCCCACCUCAGGCUGCUCCUUGCCGUGUCACGCUCCAAAUGUGCUUUUGCUUGGCGAAGGAGACAAAGUCGAUCGCAACAGGCGAGGCCUUAAUACGCCCGCCCUCGGCGUG
Cutaneotrichosporon oleaginosum is the source of this 510-nucleotide messenger RNA. RefSeq lists its product as uncharacterized. Lineage: Eukaryota; Fungi; Basidiomycota; Tremellomycetes; Trichosporonales; Trichosporonaceae. The record is from RefSeq and is a predicted model, not a curated record.